CGCGCGGUGAUUGGGUGGAAGAUGGCGCUGGGCGAAUGGAAAUCCUAAUGACAGUUUCCAAAUUUGCCUCUUUUUGUACCAUGGGCGCCAAUGCCUCCGCUUUGGAAAAGGAGAUUGGCUCUGAACAGUUCCCUGUCAACGAGCACUACUUUGGUUUGGUCAACUUUGGGAACACCUGCUACUGCAACUCGGUGCUGCAGGCGCUGUAUUUCUGCCGUCCGUUCCGGGAGAAGAUCUUGGCGUACCGCAGCCAGCCGCGCCGCAAGGAGAACCUGCUGAGCUGCCUGGCCGACCUCUUCCACAGCAUCGCCAACCAGAAGAGGAAGGUGGGCGUCAUCCCGCCCAAGAAGUUCAUCACGCGACUACGCAAAGAGAAUGAGCUGUUUGAUAACUACAUGCAGCAGGACGCCCACGAGUUCCUCAACUACCUGCUGAACACCAUCGCAGAUCUGCUGCAGGAGGAGCGUAAGCAGGACAAGCAGGCUAACGGUCGCCUUGCCAACGGGACGCUGGACUCCCAGAACAACAACAGCAGCGGCAGCAGCAGCAAUAGCUCCGCCUCCAGUAACCCUCCGCCCGCUCCCACCUGGGUACACGAGAUCUUCCAGGGGACGCUCACCAACGAGACACGCUGCCUCACCUGCGAGACGAUAAGCAGCAAAGACGAAGACUUCCUGGACUUAUCCGUCGACGUGGAGCAGAACACCUCUAUAACUCACUGUUUAAGGGGCUUUAGCAACACGGAGACGCUGUGCAGCGAAUACAAAUACUACUGCGAGGAAUGCAGAAGCAAGCAGGAGGCGCACAAAAGGAUGCGUGUUAAGAAGCUGCCCAUGAUCCUGGCGCUGCACCUGAAGAGGUUCAAGUACAUGGAGCAGCUGCAGCGCUACACCAAGCUGUCGUACCGCGUCGUCUUCCCGCUCGAGCUGCGGCUCUUCAACACGUCCGGAGACGCCACCAACCCCGAGCGCCUCUACGACCUCGUCGCCGUCGUGGUGCAUUGUGGGAGUGGGCCUAAUCGAGGCCACUACAUCGCUAUCGUGAAGAGCCACGACUUCUGGCUGCUGUUUGAUGAUGACAUCGUAGAGAAAAUCGAUGCCCAGGCUAUUGAGGAGUUCUACGGCCUCACGUCAGAAAUCUCCAAGAACUCUGAGUCGGGCUACAUCCUCUUCUACCAGUCUAGAGACUGAGGCAGCACGUCUGUGGCUGUUAUUUAAGGAAGGGAAGGGAGGGGAGGGGAGCGGUGGGGAGAGGACGAGGAGGAGGAGGGGCACGAGGGUUUUGCGUCUCGCCCCGACGGCCCCAUCAAGGAAGACCUGCAGCAGUCCCAAGUUGAAAACACACAUCGUACCGUAGGUCCUGUCGGGCUGAAACACACAUCGUACCGUAGGUCCUGUCGGGCUGAAACACACAUCGUACCGUAGGUCCUGUCGGGCUGAAACACACAUCGUACCGUAGGUCCUGUCGGGCUGAAACACACAUCGUACCGUAGGUCCUGUCGGGCUGAAACACACAUCGUACCGUAGGUCCCGUCGGGCUGAAACACACAUUGUACCGUAGGUCCCGUCUGGCCGCAUCCAUGCACCCUGCAGUGCCCUUCCCCUUUAGACAGACAGGCAGACAGACAGACAGACAUCGCAGCUCUGCCAAUCAGCAAGUCCUGCUGGCCACUUUGUCCUGGUGUGUGGCCUUCAGAUCGGAUGCACUGAUGCCUCACCACCUAAAGGAGGCUUUGAAAAGCGGAUGUUUUUUACGUUCUCAGUGACAGUGGAGGGUUUUUUUCUCGCAAGGUCAUAUGUACAGGGUUUUGUUGUGUGAAUGUCAAACAUCAGGGGGUGCGGAUGUAAAUUGAGGACGUUUCAUCCCUUGAAGCUUUUUUUGUUUUUUUUUGUUUGUGUCUUGUCUGUCUGUCUGUUUGUUUGUUUGUUUGUUUGUUUGUUUUGUCGGUUUCCCCAGGGGCAAACUGGAGUCCCCAGUAUGUGUCAUGAUCUUUUUCAGAUGACGAUGACAAUGUCAGGUGUCUGCACUUGUUUUGUUUCUCUCACGCUGCAAACCCGCGAACGCCCGACGCCUGAGGCCUUCCGUAGACCGCUGGGCUGUGCAUG
Messenger RNA from Engraulis encrasicolus (European anchovy), 2105 nucleotides. It is a transcript of the gene usp12a, whose product is annotated as ubiquitin specific peptidase 12a. The coding region runs from base 36 to 1190 and encodes 384 amino acids. The record is from RefSeq and is a predicted model, not a curated record. Gene Ontology annotation, cellular component: cytosol; nucleus. The transcript is spliced from 10 exons. Gene Ontology annotation, biological process: protein deubiquitination. Gene Ontology annotation, molecular function: cysteine-type deubiquitinase activity. NCBI's taxonomy places the organism in Eukaryota, Metazoa, Chordata, Actinopteri, Clupeiformes, Engraulidae.